CAGAGCUUCUUGGAGCCUAGUGUGCCUUUCUGAAGCCACCAUUCUGCUCGCUUGCAUCAUUGGCCUCUCUCCCCCACUCUCCCGCUUCACUGCUCCAGCCUUCAAGUCUCUUUCUCCCACCUCUGCUCCACUGCCCAACCCUUAAAUCAAUUCCGAGCACUCCACCAGCUAAAUUGUUUUGUGGAGAAUGAGAGAGAUGGAGGCACUGGAGAAGAAAAGCCACAGAUCCUUGGCCAAAGCCAAACCACUCAAGCCCUCCUACAACUACAAUGCCCCAUCCAGGCACAAGCGUUCCAAGAGUGAUUUGGAGGAGAAAAAUGCCAACGAUGCGCUGCAUUCUUCGCAGAAAGCGUCUCAUAAUCAGCCAAAGUUGAAUGGCAGAAACUCAAACUCUCAUCUGCAGAGCGAAACCAACAAGGGAAUCCAGCCCAAGACUGACACGCAAGACUCACUCAGAAAAGAGAUUGUGCAGCUGGAGAGGCACCUUGACGAUCAGCAAACGGUGCGCGGCGCACUGGAGAAAGCGUUGGGUCCCAACCCUGCUCCGCUCACUCUGUCCAAUGAGAGCCCAAUCCUCCAGCCCACUAACCAGCUGAUAAGGGAGGUUGCCACAUUGGAACUGGAGAUCAAGCACCUGGAGCAGUACCUCCUAACACUGUACAGGAAGGCAUUUGAGCAAGCGCCCACGGUGCCAUCCUCACUUGUCGUCCGUCAGGAGGAGCCGGCGCCGCCAAAGCCGUCAGUGAGCUCACGGUCUGCGCAGAUGGAGGAAACGCCCAAGCCAAAGGCCACCGCCGGAAGAGGUGGCGAUGCGAUGCUCCAUUACAGCUGCCCUCCCCUUAGCAAGAGGAGGAAUGGCACGAUGAUGGAGGACUGCUCUCCGUCCACAUGCCCAACCAAGGCCAUGGACUCUGAUCAUGGCCUGCGCAGCCAGUCCGCGCUGUCGUUCCGCGGCGUGUGCUCGUCGAGGAUAUCGCCGUCGGAGGAGAGCCUGGCGAGAGCUCUUCGCUCCUGCCACUCUCAACCUUUCUCCUUCUUGGAGGUGACCCAUCUGAAUUUUCCAAUUCCACAGUUGGCUUCAGACAGUUUCAUGUUGAAGUUCAGACACAACAUACUACUGGAAGGAGAGGCUGCUACUACAUCAGGAGUGGUAAGCCUGGCUGACUAUCUGGGGACUAAUGUGGCUGACCACAUCCCUGAAACCCCAAACAACCUUUCUGAGGAGAUGGUGAGGUGCAUGGCAGGGGUGUACUGCAAGCUCGCAGAUCCACCUCUGGUUCACCACCGUGCAUCGUCGUCGCCGACGUCGUCGCUCUCAUCGACGACGAGUGUGGUCUCCCCACAGUACCUUGGGGACAUGUGGAGCCCCAAUUGCAGGAGAGAAGCCACUCUGGACUCGCGGCUGAUCAACCCGUUCCACGUCGAGGGGCUCAAGGAGUUCAGUGGACCGUACAACACAAUGGUUGAGGUCCCGUCGAUUUCCCGCGACCGCCCGAGGCUUAGAGAAGUCGAAGAUUUGCUCCAAACUUACAAGUUAAUUCUUCAUCGGUUGGAGAGCGUCGACCUCCGGAGGAUGGCGAACGAGGAGAAGCUCGCCUUCUGGAUCAACAUACACAACGCAUUGUUGAUGCAUGCUUACCUCAAGCAUGGCAUCCCGCAGAACCAUCUGAAGAAGACAUCACUUCUUGUCAAGGCCGAGUGCAAGAUCGCCGGGCGCAGCAUCAACGCGGCGGCCAUCCAGGGGCUGGUCCUCGGAUGCAGCACCCACUGUCCUGGACAGUGGCUGAGGACUUUGCUGCAGCCAAGGAUGAAAAGCAGAGGGAGCAAAGCAGGGGGGCAAUGGCAAGCCUUUGCCAUCCAUCGGCCCGAGCCUCUCCUGCGCUUCGCGCUUUGCUCCGGGAGCCACUCCGAUCCCGCGGUGAGGGUGUACACGCCGAAGCGGCUGUUCCAGCAGCUCGAGGCGGCCAAGGAGGAGUACAUCCGCGCCACGGUGGGGGUCCGCCCGCCGGACCAUCAGCACCGCCGCGGCAGGGUGCUGCUUCCCAAGCUGGUGGAGGCCUACGCCAGGGACGUCGGCCUCUCGCCGGAGCGGCUCCUCGACGCGGCGCAGCGGUGCCUGCCGGAGAGUGUGCGGGCAGCGGUGCAGCGGUGCCGGCCGCAGCAGCAGCAGCAUCAGGGGACGACGGCGAGCAAGGCGGUGGUGGAAUGGGCGCCGCACAGGCAGAGCUUCCGGUACCUGCUCGCCAGGGACCUCGCGUUCCCGCACCUCAGCUGAUCGCAGCUUCCACGGGCCACGGCAUUGGCCAUCACCCGCAUUGUUGCCGUGGCUGGGCCUUUGCUUGACUUGACUUCAUUGAUUAGUGGCAGUGAACGAGAUUAAUUAAGUCAUCACUAAAUUGUUGAUAGAUUUGGUUCUAGGAUUACACUACUUAUCUCCAUUUUCUUGUGUGUAUCUACUUUGUCCAAGGAGAUGCGCGCGCUGUAAAGACAUUUUGCCUUUUGUAGAUAAAGAUAUGAUGGAGGAUGAGGGCAACCAA
Molecule: messenger RNA, 2537 nt
Organism: Triticum urartu
Lineage: Eukaryota; Viridiplantae; Streptophyta; Magnoliopsida; Poales; Poaceae
Source: RefSeq, a predicted model, not a curated record